Messenger RNA from Erpetoichthys calabaricus (reedfish), 418 nucleotides. RefSeq names its product trypsin inhibitor ClTI-1-like. The record is from RefSeq and is a predicted model, not a curated record. Gene Ontology annotation, molecular function: protein binding; serine-type endopeptidase inhibitor activity. Bases 41 to 289 code for a protein of 82 amino acids. Lineage: Eukaryota; Metazoa; Chordata; Cladistia; Polypteriformes; Polypteridae. The transcript has 4 exons.
AGUCAGAGUCUGACAGAACACACACGUGAAACGAGUCGAGAUGUCUGCCAAGCGCCUCCUGUUCCUGGCUGCCGCCUGCUUCUGCCUCUUAGUCUUGACAAGUGGGGCAAUCCUCCCUUCAAGAGGAAUCAAGCCUGAGUGUAGCUCAUACCCGCUGCCCGCCUGCCCACGGAUGUACAUCCCAGUGUGUGGCACUGAUGGCGAGACCUAUGGCAACGAGUGUGAGCUUUGUGUGGAUAACAUGAGGAGGAAAGAUCAGGUGUAUAUUUUAAACUACGAUGAAUGCUGAAUCCAUGGACGGACACCUGGAGGUUCACUGAUCUUCUCUCUGCUUUGUGUUUCACAAGCUCCCCUUUGCUCCACUCCAGGCCCCUACGUCCUUUCAAAGAUGAAAUAAACUUUUACUUCUGGCAUGAAA